AAAGGGUCAUAAUAUUGAAUGCUAUGAAACGUGUCACCCAACUAUCAAGUACACAUUUACACAACUAACCCACUGAAAUUAAAAUUUCACCAAAAUUUUUAAUCUAAUAUCCCGGGAAACUGUACCCCAUGUUCGUCCUCACUGCACUAUCAGCUCCCAGAACGGUUUUGUUAAGCAGUUGCCAAUAACACCUUAUUCGCCGCUCAGAUUUGUUGCCUAAAAACUUUGAAUCUUCACAAAAAAAUCGCCGCUCAGUUAGCAUAUAAUCAUCUCAGCCCACUUCUUACUUUACCUCUUCAGUUAGCUUUAAUACUCUUCAUAAUUUGCCAAAAAAGUUCUCUUAAUUUAGUUUUGGGGUUAAUUUGUAUUGUGAGUUUUGAUUCAUCGUUUAAUUUCUAUUGUUUGUUGGAGAAAAUUUAUCAAGAUUCAGCCCAAAGAUCUCGUCAUCUGAGGAGAAGCUGUGGUAUUUGAAGUGCAAAGAAGUGGAAAAUCAGAAGCUAAACAGGAGGAGAAACGGCUUCAAGAAUUUGAGCAUUCAUCCUUUUGGAUUCUUUUGGUCACUACUUGCUUAGUUUAGCAAACUCUUGAAGACAUCUAUACCAAGAUAUGGAUACAAGUUGGAUAGAACUUCCACGAUGCCACACUCAAUAUGUCAAAGGUUGUAUGCAAUUCAUUAACUUUGCUAAGGUAGCUCAGGUAGAAGGAAAGAUUCGGUGUCCAUGUAAGACAUGUAAAGUGGAUAAAUGGCUUCGUGUAAAUGAUGUAGAAAGACAUAUCUUGUUUAAUGGGUUUUAUAAAUCAUACAAGAAAUGGAAUUUUCAUGGUCAAGGGGAUUUGCUUCAGCGUAUGAUUGGGUGUGAUGGAGGGAGUACUAUCCAAGGAUCCCCUCUAGAUCAAACAAGGUUUGAAGGUCGAGAUGAUAUGGGAGGCCUAUUGAGAUCUGCUUUUAGUUUUGAAAAACCCUCAAAUGACCAAACCUUUGAACCACAUGAAAAUAAUGAAAAUGACGAGUAUCUUGAAGAACCCGUCUUCUAUGAAGAGGAGAUUGAUUUAGAAUUUUCAACAACGGAAGAUGAAGCUAAGUAUAAGAAAUUACUUGAUGUUUCUGAUGAGAAAUUGUAUGACGUGUGUACUAAAUUUUCCAAACUGUCUUUUCUUUUACACCUUUUUCACAUAAAAUGUAUGAGCCAUUGGUCUGCUGAAUCCUUUAAUAUGCUACUCGAGCUUCUCAUAGACGCAUUUCCCCAAAUUCUGGAGUUCCCCUCGUCUUAUUAUCAAAGUAAGAGAAUAAUAAAAGACCUUGGCCUUGGGUAUGAGAAGAUUGAUGCUUGUCCAAAUAACUGUAUGUUGUAUUGGGGUGAUUUUUCAAAGGAAGACAAGUGUCAUGUUUGUGGUACAUCAAGAUGGAAGAAAAAUAAGGGUACAAAUGAUAAUGUCAGAGAUCAAGAUAAGACUAUUUCUAGGAGUGGUGAGCCAGCUAAGGUAAUGCGUUACUUUCCUCUUAUCCCUAGACUGAAGAGAAUUUACAUGUCCUCAAAAACAGCAGAAGAUAUGCGAUGGCAUUAUACUCAUAAUGAUAAAUUGAAUGAUGUUGAUAAGAAGAUGUUAAGGCACCCUUCAGAUGCAUUAGCUUGGAAAUCAUUUGAUCAACGUUAUGAGGAUUUUGCCUCAAAUCCUCGUAGUGUUCGAUUAGGACUUGCAAGUGAUGGGUUUAAUCCAUAUCGUUUGAUGAACACGACUUAUAGUACAUGGCCUGUGGUGUUGAUUCCCUAUAAUCUUCCACCGUGGUUAUGUAUGAAACCAUCUUCAUUCAUGUUGUCUAUUAUCAUUCCCGGUAAAACAAGUCCCGGAAUUGACAUCGAUGUGUAUUUGCAACCACUAGUUCAUGAAUUGAAAUUGUUAUGGAGUGGGGUUGAUGCUUUUGAUGCUUAUGAUGGAGAGAAAUUUAAAUUGCUAGCCGCUUUGCUUUGGACUAUUAAUGACUUUCCUGGUUAUGCAAUGCUCUCCGGUCUGAGCACCAAAGGCUAUAUGGCAUGCCCUAUAUGCAUUGAUUCGACUCCUUCUGUAAAAUUUGGGAGUAAGACUUGUUAUUGUGGGUAUCGAAAAUGGCUUCCAUCAUGUCAUCCAUAUCGAUUUGAGAGUGACAGUUUCAAUGGAAGCGAAGAGCAUGGUGAAGCUCCACCUCGGCCUAGUGGGACUGACAUAUUGGGGCUACAAGAAAAGGUUGGGUAUGUUUAUGGGAAGGCAUCAAAAAGAAAGAGAGGUAAUGAGGCUAACAAUGAAGAAGAUGUUGUCAUUGGUACCAAGAGAAGCAUAUUUUAUGAUUUGGAGUAUUGGGAGCAUAAUUUGUUGAGGCAUAAUCUAGAUGUAAUGCACAUAAAAAAAAAUGUGUGUGACAAUAUUUGGAGUAUUGGGAGCUUUUGAUGCUUAUGAUGCACAUAGAAAAAGACUUAAAAUAGCAGAAGUUAAAUGUCUGACAUUUGUGUGUUUCUCACAUUGUAGAAAAAACAAAAAGGAGAUUUCAGUGAAUUGGAGUUUUUUAAAAGUGUUUACAGCGAAGGAGAUGGAAGCUUCAAAGAGGGCACAACAUCUCGUCAGUUUGUGGUAUAUAUACCAAUGAAAAUUAGUUUAACCACUAAUUUAUUAGCUCUUUGCCAAGGUUUAUAGUUUUCUUAUCAU
Chenopodium quinoa (quinoa) is the source of this 2679-nucleotide messenger RNA. Its product is annotated as DNA topoisomerase 1-like. The record is from RefSeq and is a predicted model, not a curated record. Gene Ontology annotation, cellular component: chromosome. The transcript has 4 exons. Bases 607 to 2424 code for a protein of 605 amino acids. NCBI's taxonomy places the organism in Eukaryota, Viridiplantae, Streptophyta, Magnoliopsida, Caryophyllales, Amaranthaceae. Gene Ontology annotation, molecular function: DNA topoisomerase type I (single strand cut, ATP-independent) activity; DNA binding. Gene Ontology annotation, biological process: DNA topological change.